AAAGUGGCCGGUAUGUGGGGAAAGGAGAUGGAGCAGUAAGUUGGGCUGCGUGUCGUGAGCAGGAUGUGGUGUCUCGCGGGGCUGACGGUGUCCGCGCGCUGAUGCGUGUUUCCCCACCGCGAUCUCCCUGCGUUUAAAGCUCGUCAUGGCACGCUAAGCGAGGAGGAUCGCCCCGCUUGCAGCUGGGGCACACUCAGCCGGCUCUGAGGGACAGAGCCAGGACCUGGGCCAAGAUGGGCCAGUGUGUCACAAAAUGCAAAAACCCAUCGUCCUCUCUGGGCAGCAGGAAUGCAGACAAGGAGUCAGGGAGCAAAUCUCACUGCAAGAAAAGCACAGCCGCAGUGACUGAGGCAGGGGGGUCCAAGGAGGAGCCAGGGUCUGCGCAUGCGAAAGACCCUCUUGCCAAUGGCACUGGGAAGGCAGAGGUGUGGGCGGAGCCGGGUGGGGCCCGGGUGGCCCUGGGGGCGGAGCAAGGUGCGGAGGCCGGGCUGACUUUGCGGCGCAUAGAAGAGUUUUUCGAGCGCUACAGAGACGAGCAGGACGACGCCAUCUUGGAGGAGGGCAUGGAGCAGCUGUGCAACGACCUGCAGCUCGACCCAGCUGAGUUUCGCGUGCUGUUGCUCGCCUGGAAAUUCAAGGCCGCCACCAUGUGCAGGUUCACCAGGAAGGAGUUUGUGGAUGGCUGCCGGGCACUGGGUGCAGAUAGCCUAGAGGGCAUCAUGUCGCGGCUGCCGGAGCUGCAGGAGGAGGUGAGAGCCGAGGAGAACUUCAAGGACCUGUACCGCUUCACCUUCCAGUUCGGCCUGGACGCGGAGCAGGGCCAGCGCUCGCUACAACGCGACAUGGCCGUGGCGCUCUGGAGGCUGGUCUUCACGCAGGACGUGCCUGCGCUGCUGCCCUGCUGGCUGCACUUCCUGACGGAGAACCCGGCUGGCAUCAGGGGCGUGUCCCGCGACACCUGGAACAUGUUCCUCAACUUUACGCAGGCUGUCGGCCCCGAUCUGUCCAACUACAGCGAGGACGAGGCCUGGCCUAGCCUCUUCGACACCUUUGUGGAGUGGGAAGCGGAGAGGCGCAGUCGAGCGCAGCAGCACGGGGACGCUGCUGCGGAGAUUCCCUGACGGCGCUCCGUGUUGCUACGGCUGCCGGCAUCCGUCUCUGUAAACGCUGGGCAGGGCUGUGUGGAUGUGAUGCAGGGGCACCUUGUCUGCCUUGCAUUUUAUACAAGGGCUCCGACAAUGUUUUUAGGCACUUUUUAUUUAUUCUUGAAGUUUUAUAUAAAAAAAAAUUUUGUUAAUGGAUGUGUAAUGGGUGUCCGUUUUUAAAAUGCUGUCUGAGGCAGGGUCACGCUGCUCAGUGCCUGAUCCACUCGUUUCAGGGUUAGUCGCCCCAGCUCGCCUCUUCCUCAGGAAACGCAGUGGAACGUUAUAUCUAAGCAGUGUUCCGUGUUUUUCGGUUAAAAAAUAAUUUACAAUGACCCAUAAAAGGCUAUUUGAAAUGCGAAA
Molecule: messenger RNA, 1505 nt
Organism: Paramormyrops kingsleyae
Lineage: Eukaryota; Metazoa; Chordata; Actinopteri; Osteoglossiformes; Mormyridae
Product: DCN1-like protein 3
Biological process (GO): protein neddylation
Cellular component (GO): ubiquitin ligase complex
Molecular function (GO): ubiquitin conjugating enzyme binding; ubiquitin-like protein binding; cullin family protein binding
Source: RefSeq, a predicted model, not a curated record